AAAAUACAGCGGAGAACUGUGGAUUUGUACAUGUUAGGAGAUGGAGGUUCAAGAAGCGAUCGAAAUUCCUGUCUGGGUGGAGGGCACGCAGAAAUGGGUUACGGGACUGACAAAGAGAACAACUUGUGAUGACGUUAUAUACGCACUUUUGUAUCAGGAAGGAAGACACGACCGUGAUUCAACAGACAAUUACACCAUGUAUGAACGAUGGCGGGACGUGGAGCGCCCCCUGCAGGGUAGGACGAAAAUAAUUAAAAUCUGGCGCGCAUGGGGUGCAGAACAGUACAACGUACAGUUGACAAUGAAGCACAACAAGGAAUCAGAUGACUAUGCUGAGUUUUUACAUCAUCGUCGUCGUCAUCAUCGCCGUUCACGUCAUAAAACGAGAACGGAACGUAGUUCGAGGUCAAAGUCGGACAGCGACGACAAAUAUCAAUCGACAAAUGACCGACUGAAAACCAUGGAAAACCUUGCAAAACUCGUUGUUACUCAAGAACGGAAACUCCACGACAUUCGUCACUGCAUAAAGGAUACGGACAAGAGAAUCGACGGAAUAGAAACGGAUAUGCAUUACACGCGCAUGGCCGAAAAUGGCGAGGAUUACCUCCAAAAUGCAUACUUAGAGAAUGGUUUAGAGGAUAGUAUGGACGAAUUUUUAAGAAACGUAGAUCCGGACAACUUAGAGAUGUACAUCCAGUUCUGUGAAAGGGUGAUUAAUCUGGAGACUCGUAUUCAAAGAGAAACAUCAAAAAUUGAAGAUUUAUCACUUCAAAUUCAGGAAAGUACGCAUAAUGAAGCUUUCUACGAAAACAUAGAGGCAGCUAAAAACGGAGAAAAUUUAGAAGUAGAAUUGGCAAAUCUACAGGCCGAACUCAAUCGUUUGGUAUCCGCAAAUAUGAUGCAAAAAUAUCAGGCAGCACAAAUAUCAAGAGAGAUUGAGCAGUGUGACCAGUCACUGAAUACCAAACUCCAGACUAUCUCGCAGCUUCAGCACGAGCUUGAGGCCUUGGAUAGGUCUGACGCAACGCAUCACAGUGAAAAAUAUAGCGUGGAAGAUGCCGCGUCUGACUAUUUGAGUGUUGUGCCGGAGAACCACAGUACUCCUUUAAGGAAUGAGUAUCAUGAAGAAGCAGAGUAUGUGAAUCUAGACGCCAUCAUUGGCCUGUCUCACUCAUGUGACCCCGACACUUCAGCAGACACACGUGAUACUGGAAAGGGAGACAGUUUCGAUUCCGGAUGCGAGUCCAACCGAAAGCAGCUAAAUACGAGUGACCUUGACGACUCCUUCUCAGGUGAUACAGAUAACACGUCCAGUGACUCUCACUUUGGACAUGGCUCACAAACUCAAAGUAACACAUUAUCUAAAUAUUCUUGCCGAAAAAAUUCACGACUUCCAGAAACAUCUUGCCGCGAAUAUACUCGACUUCCGGUAGAUCACGCGACGUACCAGUGUGACGAACUGAUCAGUGAGAGGAUUAAGUCGGAGAUUUACGUGUACAAGUCCGCUAGGACAUGCUACAUGGACAAACACAUCGCCUUCUCCGGUUAUCGUUCAGAUGAGCGACAAAGCUACCGGAAGUCAGAGGACCAUGAUUCGAAUUCAGACACUGGACUAAGUUCUUUACAUAGUGACGAAUCGCCUACGUCAUAUCUGGAGACAUUAGUUUGAUUCCAUCACUUACCAUAUGUGUUACU
Ylistrum balloti is the source of this 1695-nucleotide messenger RNA. Its product is annotated as ras association domain-containing protein 9-like. The record is from RefSeq and is a predicted model, not a curated record. Gene Ontology annotation, biological process: signal transduction. The coding region runs from base 41 to 1669 and encodes 542 amino acids. NCBI's taxonomy places the organism in Eukaryota, Metazoa, Mollusca, Bivalvia, Pectinida, Pectinidae. The transcript has 2 exons.